Diospyros lotus (date-plum) is the source of this 898-nucleotide messenger RNA. RefSeq names its product mitochondrial import inner membrane translocase subunit TIM22-3-like. The coding region runs from base 63 to 680 and encodes 205 amino acids. Gene Ontology annotation, cellular component: TIM22 mitochondrial import inner membrane insertion complex; chloroplast envelope. Gene Ontology annotation, molecular function: transmembrane protein transporter activity. Lineage: Eukaryota; Viridiplantae; Streptophyta; Magnoliopsida; Ericales; Ebenaceae. The transcript has 5 exons. The record is from RefSeq and is a predicted model, not a curated record. Gene Ontology annotation, biological process: protein insertion into mitochondrial inner membrane; protein targeting to chloroplast.
CCAGAGCAGGGCCAGAACUGCCUUUAGGGUUAGAACUUCGAAGGUAGAUACAGGUUGCAACGAUGGCUGAUUCCACGAACUCGGAAUCCGACGCCGAAUUCGAUAACACUUCAAGCCCUAACCCUAAUUUAGCUCCCAAUGAAUUGAGUCCCAGCAAUCCCUCCGGUCCUCCUCUCGUUUGCCUCAUCAGGUUCGCAGGCGAUUCCGCCGCCGGCGCCUUCAUGGGCUCAAUUUUCGGCUACGGUUCAGGAUUGAUAAGGAAGAAAGGGUUUAAAGGAUCUUUUGCUGAAGCUGGAUCUUCUGCUAAGACAUUUGCAGUUUUGUCUGGAGUUCACAGUUUGGUUGUCUGCUUUCUAAAGAGGCUGCGAGGGAAGGAUGACGUCAUUAAUGCAGGGCUAGCUGGUUGUUGCACUGGCCUUGCUUUAAGUUUCCCAGGUGCUCCCCAGUCCCUUUUGCAAAGUUGCCUCACCUUCGGGGCGUUCUCGUUCAUCAUUGAAGGGCUUAACAAACAGCAGCCUGCAAUGGCACUUUCGUCGUCUUCCACCAGAAUCAAGAGCGGGCACUCCAGCAUUCUCACUCCGUUAGCACUGCCUCUUCCAGACGAACUCAAAGAAUCGUUCUCUUUUUUCUGUCGAUCAUUGAGAAAACAAGACAAUGGAAGAUUUCCUGCAGCUCGCUAAUCCAGCCAGGAGUUUCAGCAAUUGCACCUUGAAUCAUCUGUAGAAUAGAAUUGCUGGUGUGAUCAUGAACUCUGUAAAUUUGAAGGGGAGAUGCAUGACCUUACCAGACUCCAUUAGAUAAAUUUUGGCAAUCUAAAACCCUUGAAAUACUUCUAUCCUUUGGCCUGUCAUUAUAAGUAUUACCUUGACGUUUGAAAAAAUAAAGCGAAUUCUCCUAA